Molecule: messenger RNA, 2114 nt
Organism: Cucurbitaria berberidis CBS 394.84
Lineage: Eukaryota; Fungi; Ascomycota; Dothideomycetes; Pleosporales; Cucurbitariaceae
Exons: 2
Coding region: 391-1962 (523 amino acids)
Source: RefSeq, a predicted model, not a curated record
CCCGCCGCUCGAGUCUGCUGCCCACUCACCCUCGUCGCCUGCUCGUAGCUUGCGACAGUACACCAUCCUUGCGAACUUCACAAGGCCUUUGACGUGCGGCCUCACAGUGUCCACGGCUUUCAGCCCUGGUUCUGGUCGCUGCGCGGUUUAGGGGUGACACUCUUGCAUGCGCCAGCAGUGCGAAGUCGGUGAGGGCCAGUGGUUCGCGAGUGACGGCUUGCCAUCUUCUGCACGCCUCGGCACUGUCUCGUCUCGCCUUCGCAGAGUCAGGGCUGCUCUUUGCGCCUGACGCAAGCAAAGCCCGGGUGGGUGGGUUUCCUUUGCUGCUCAUCAUCCGAUCGUUGCAAAGGGGAGUUUGUAGGUGAGUAAUUUCGUAGCUUAGAAGAGAAUAUGACUCAGGCUGCCAUUACCAGACCCGGUUUUGACGUGCUCGCCUAUGUUUCCUUGCAAGCUGCUACCCCCGUGCCUCUGUCACUAAAGUUCCAAUAUAAUGAGAAGCGAGCGCAGGCCACGCUAUGCCUGCUGCAGUCGUCUACCAUUCUUGAAGGCUUCGAUGGUGCUGAGACAUUCAUCAUCCUGCAGUACGAUGCUGAAAACCUCGUUCCUGGCGCCGUCUCCCUGAGGCCCAUGGGUUUCCAUCAAGCAUUGUCUGGAAUAGCGCGUUCCACCAGGCCAGACAUCCGCCGGCUCUCCUUCAAGCUCAAGCGUUGCUGCCCAACAUGGCGUCCUCUCACAGCAUCCCUAGCACCCAAACCUGGCUUUGUGGACCGGUUCCAGCACCUUGUAACUCUCGCCAAUGCUACGGAGCUUCACAUUGUAUUUGACUACAGCUGGCUGCCCCCCCAAUGUUUAGCUACCUUCCAGCAGCUGGUAGCCCAACCCGAGCAGCUCUCCGGCUACCCAGUCCAUCGCUACUAUUCCCAAUGCUUUAAGCGCGAGGAUGUGUUCUCUAGCCAUCUUGUUGCGCCUGUCGAUGCAGCCCUCGCGAGCGACGCAACAACCGAAGAUGAGGAGCAGCCACCUCCGUACAUCGCGGCUAGCAACAAGCGUCAAGCCUCGACCAGCGCACCCUCAUCGCCUCCGACACGCAAACGCACCGUCCUCCCCCAAUCCAAUCCCGCACAUAUACACCCAAGCAAAGCAGAGAAGGGCAGUGUCACGACAACUGCGCUGGAUGUUCAGCAAGCGGUGCACGGUGCUGUGUUGCAUAUCUUGCCUGGUAUAUUGAAUACAGUCCUACCGGGUCUCGUACAGAAUGCCGUAUCGAAAUACCUGCCGAGCGCAUUGGAAGACGUCUUGCCAAAUCUCCUCUCCGCCCCGUUGUCGCCGUCAUCGCAGUCGGCCUCGAGCCAGACUUCCACUCGCGUACCGAAAGCGCUCUCAGCCCUCGGCACAGUCCUCACCAAGCGUGUCGUACUCGGCCUCAAGCAAGAGCUUGAGGAUGUUCACAAUCAAACGCUGUCGCACGCCGACGAUCUGCGCAGCACCGCAGAUGCUCAGUUUCAAGAAGAUUUAGAGGAACUAAGGCUCGAGCUCGUUCAGGCGCAAGAAGAGCUUGUCAAUGAUCUUCAUCGCAUUGGUGACGAUACACUGACCGAGUUCAAGGAGAGGUGUGAGGCUGAGGGGGAGGAAGCUGGCGACCGCCUCUCGCGAAGGAUAUUUACGGUGUAUGACCGUCUCAGCGACAAGGUUGACCCUUUGCUGGAAGGUCAGGGAGAGUUGGCCACUUGGAAGCGAGGUCUGUUGGAACAAAAGGACGAGUUGCUCAAACGCAAGUCCAAGCUGGUGGAGGACGAAAGGAAGGCGCUUGCACGGGAAAUGGCUCUGUUGGGGAGAGAGAGCGAGGGACCGGAGAUCGACCGGGACAGAGUUGAUCGUGUCACGAAUGAGUCAGAGAAAAGACAUAUGUGUAGAGCGAGGUGUAUAGAGCGAGGUGUAAGGGCGAGGAGUGCGCCGGUCUGAAUUUCUUGGUGCAGGCCAUCCCGCAUAAUAAUUCACGGCGAAUCAUCACAUUUACGUAGCGAUUUGUCUAUUAGUAUUAUAGACUAGCCUUAGGAUUGUUCUGUUCUAAGCGUAAAUAAUAGUAUUAUAUACUUUAAAAAAGUACAGAGAUU